AAUCAUCAGGAGGCUUGUGGAUUACACGCUCAGCCGCGUCAGGACUCGGUUGUUGUCAGGAAUUAUUCAGGCCUGCAGAGAAAAUCCAAACGAUUCUCGGGAAGAUCAAAGUGAAAAUUAGAUCUGAAUGGCAGCGGGAGUCGGACUGGCCAUGAAUCCGCCGCACGUGACAGAAGAACGUGCGGUUUUCACGCAGCUCAAACCUGUCAGGAUGUCCGAGGCGGACGGAGCCGAGGACACGUCCGUGUUUGAGGACGUCAAAGCCGGGGUGCGAAUCUCCGCCAACACGCUGACUCCGGCCGGGCUGCAGGCUCAUCUAGAGUUGGACAAAUACCUCCCCCAGGUCAGCAGCCACCUCUUGGCCCCCUCCAGCGACGCUGACAAGAAGUGCAGGCGAGAGAGCGCGUCGGUGGUGGACGAGUAUUUCUCCGAGGACAAACCCAUGGCUCCAUACACCUUCAACAUCAACCUCAUCCUCCCCAACACAACUCACCUCCGCACCGGCCUCUACAGGCCCAACACCUCCCACACCCUCACGCCACAGCAGAUCAAGACAGAACCCGGACUGGAGGUGCCCUGCUCCGUUCCCGUCACCACCCAGGCGCUGCCGGACUUCACCUCGGUCUUCAGCGUGCCGCCUGUGGCCAACAGCGUUUUUAUAAAACCAGAAAUGAGCCCCGAAGGUCGAAGCGUCACCGCUGGAGCCCAGCAGCAGCCAAGUUUGGACACGGAGCUCCACAUUGGACCCCCGCCUCCUCAACCGCAGGUCUACCACAUGCCCAGCACCUGCUCCGACCUCUCCAUGACUCUGUCGCACACCAGCCCGUCAGCGCCAGGCUCCACCACCGGCAGAACCAUGCUGAACCUCAGCAGCGGCACCAUGCCGACGACCAACGGCAGCUACAUGAUGGCGGAGCACCAGCUGCAGCCGCAGCACCACGACGGCUACUACCAGGCCCCCCUGAGCCACGCAGUGCAACACACGGGGCCUCACAGCCUGCCGCCGUCGCCGCCAAACUCCCAGCCUGGGAGCCCGGACGGCCAAGCGAAGCUGCUCAACCUCGCGCCGCAGCCUCCACCUCCGUACCAGCAGCGUCUGGAAGGGAUGAAGGUGACGGGGUUGUCUCCUCACGCCCUCCUGAUGACACACGGCCAGGGGGUCCUGACUGGGCCCAAGUAUAACCGGAGGAACAACCCAGAGCUGGAGAAGAGGAGGAUCCACUUCUGUAACUACCCAGGCUGCUCCAAAGUUUACACAAAGAGCUCUCACCUGAAGGCACACCAAAGAACACACACCGGAGAGAAACCGUACCAUUGCACGUGGGAGAACUGUGACUGGCGUUUCGCCCGAUCCGACGAGCUCACCAGACACUACCGGAAGCACACCGGAGCCAAACCCUUCAAGUGUGUCGCCUGCAGCCGUUGCUUCUCGCGCUCGGACCACCUGGCCCUGCACAUGAAGCGCCACCAGAACUAACUCGGAUCCUCUUGUUCUUACAAACCCAAUCAUUCACACACACAACCCCAAAUCCACUGUGCACGCUGCCGUUUACAUGGCACCAACACGAGUUGAGCGCUAGCAGGCAUCGAGGGAUGGAUACCAUUUUAUUUUUGAAAAAUGA
Nematolebias whitei (Rio pearlfish) is the source of this 1622-nucleotide messenger RNA. It is a transcript of the gene klf5l, whose product is annotated as Kruppel-like factor 5 like. Gene Ontology annotation, molecular function: RNA polymerase II cis-regulatory region sequence-specific DNA binding; DNA-binding transcription factor activity, RNA polymerase II-specific. The transcript has 4 exons. Gene Ontology annotation, biological process: regulation of transcription by RNA polymerase II. The coding region runs from base 128 to 1477 and encodes 449 amino acids. The record is from RefSeq and is a predicted model, not a curated record. NCBI's taxonomy places the organism in Eukaryota, Metazoa, Chordata, Actinopteri, Cyprinodontiformes, Rivulidae.